AGUUGGCAGCACUGCGAAAACUAUACUCACUACGUCUACGCUUUUCAAUUUACCUAUUUUCCAAAUUCUUAUGCUUUCGCAUAUUAUACUGUUAUAGUUGCAGCAUGUAGCGUCGUGCUGAAAGAAGAACACUAGUGUCAAAAUGCAAGAAGUGGGCAUAGCAUUGCCCAAAACGCGAGGCGUAGGCGUGGGCAUAGUGGGCGCAUUAUUAUUAUUUUUCAUAUUCUACUACUUUUAUGGUGGUUACAUGACGCUGACGCUAUUCGCAGCCAUUCUAUUACUGAUUUUCUACAAUGCACAAGACUUGCUGCUGUAUCAUCCCGACUUGCCGUCAAAUUCACGCAUUUAUAUACCCAUACCAACAAUGCAUAAUCUGCCCAAUCUAACUGUUAGUAUUAAAACAUCAGACAAUGUGACGCUGCAUGCUUUCUGGAUAAGACAGCCGGAAGAACGCUGCAAAUCAGUGCCAACUUUACUCUACUUCCAUGGCAAUGCUGGCAAUAUGGGUCACCGCAUGCAAAAUGUUUGGGGCAUCUUUCAUCAUUUGCACUGUAAUAUAUUAAUGGUGGAGUAUCGUGGCUAUGGCCUCUCCACUGGCGUGCCCUCAGAGCGUGGUUUAGUCACCGAUGCGCGCGCUGCUAUUGACUAUUUGCUAACACGCCACGAUCUGGAUCACAAUCAACUAAUACUAUUUGGUCGCUCACUGGGUGGUGCGGUUGUUAUCGAUGUGGCCGCCGACACCGUUUAUGGCCAGAAGCUAAUGUGUACCAUUGUGGAAAAUACAUUCACCAGCAUACGUGAAAUGGCUGUGGAACUAGUGCAUCCAUCUGUGAAAUAUAUACCAAAUCUAUUGUACAAAAAUAAGUAUCAUUCUCUCAGCAAGAUAGCCAAGACUUCGGUGCCUUUUCUCUUCAUAUCGGGUCUAGCUGAUAAUCUUGUACCACCGCGCAUGAUGCGUGCCUUGUAUACGCAAUGUGGCAGUGAGCAGAAGCGUAUGAUUGAAUUCCCUGGCGGUUCACAUAACGACACCUGGAUUGUAGAUGGUUAUUACCAAGGGAUUGGUAACUUUUUGCUAGAGUUGCAAGAGCAGCCAACGCCGCUUCAACAACCGCCAGAGAAGAGCAACAUUUGGGUAGAGUUGGAGCAUAAGAUAAUUGACGUUUAGCUCUAAAUCUUAAACACAAACGUGUGUUCUAUUGACUGUGUUAACACUGCGUAUGGUAUACUAAUCAUACACAUACAUCGUAUAUUGUCUCGUUUUAUUUCACUAAACCAAAAUUUGAGUGCAUUAGUUUAAGCCAUUUUAGGCGCUUGUAGUUAGUUUUAUGGAGCAGCAUUGCAGCUGUUUCCAGAUUUUAAACAUAUUAAUAACUUAUGCUAGUUUAAUUGUUAACAAGAUAUGAAGAGUAUUAGCUUUAGCUAAGCCUUAAAACUAAAUCAGGUUCCGCUAAUACAAACUACAAAUAAUACAAUAAACGCUGAAUUCUAUUGAAA
Messenger RNA from Drosophila busckii, 1494 nucleotides. It is a transcript of the gene Bem46, whose product is annotated as protein ABHD13. NCBI's taxonomy places the organism in Eukaryota, Metazoa, Arthropoda, Insecta, Diptera, Drosophilidae. The transcript is spliced from 4 exons. The coding region runs from base 143 to 1165 and encodes 340 amino acids. Gene Ontology annotation, cellular component: membrane. The record is from RefSeq and is a predicted model, not a curated record. Gene Ontology annotation, molecular function: palmitoyl-(protein) hydrolase activity.